AUGGCGCGUGGGCCGUGCUUGCUGCUGGCGCCGUGGGGCACCUUACGCGGCUCCCCGCCCACCCGCACGGCAAGUCUGUACAUUGGCCACAACCGGAUCCACGGGGAAGAGGUGCUUGAGAUGGAGGAGGACAUCCAGAUUGAGGUGCGAGAUUAUAUAUCAACAACCAGGAACUACCAUACAAUCUUCAUAUCACACAAUCCACCUAUGAGUAUGAAGAUCCGUGACAAGGCUCAUCUCUUCGGUGAGCAGCAGUGCGCUACGUUGGACAGUUACCAAGGCUGGACGGAGGUGUGCCCGUGCGGCCGGACGGUGUCGUCCUGGUCGAGCAGAUCACCGUACCAAGGCUGCCUGCCGGACUCCAAUUCCCUACCGCUGUCAAGCUCUAGAUCAAGCUCCACAUGGACCUGUCUAUCCGUGCGAUACUGUGUUUCCUCUGGUGGCCGUCUGUUCCGCUUGGCGUUUCGUCUGGAUCUGAGAGGAGAAGGCCUCAAGCAGGGAGAUGAGGAGGUUCAUGGAACCUUAGAAGUUUUCAGAUGA
Molecule: messenger RNA, 540 nt
Organism: Triticum turgidum subsp. durum (durum wheat)
Lineage: Eukaryota; Viridiplantae; Streptophyta; Magnoliopsida; Poales; Poaceae
Source: the annotation of a GenBank genome assembly